UCGAGAGACUGUUGGGUUGUGAACAUCGUUCUUACACAAAAUAAAAAUCAUCCGAAAUUGAAUUUUAUUGAAUCUACAUUCUUUUUUUUUUUUGGUUUGUUUAUUGAUUUUUUUCCCUUAUUGCGACUGAGGGGUGGUGAGUAUUUAAAAGUGGAAAAACACCAUUUAUUCGGUUUCUUAAAUUGUGCACAUUUUUCAAUCGGGACGAAAAUCAUUGUAAUAAAACGUUUAAAACAAAGUAAAAUUUAACAAUCAGCGACUUUACUAUCAACUUUACGAUUUGGGGGUUAUAACGAAGAAAAAAAAAUCCAAAAAAACGAAAACUAGCCUAUCUUCCAAUUCUUGAAUAAUUCAAUCGAAACUUGGUAUAAUGGUUGCCGAUCAAUUACCUGAUUUUACAAAAUGCACCGAAGUGGCUGCAUUAAGCUGUGGUGGAAAGGUAAUAUUCGCAAGCGAUGAUUUUUUCGCCGCUGCUGAAGGUAUGUUACGGGACAAUGAACCGAUUUUCAUUGCUGAUAAAUAUACGGAUUAUGGAAAAUGGAUGGAUGGUUGGGAAACGCGUCGCAAACGUACGGUUGGUCAUGACUGGUGCAUUAUUCGUUUGACUGGACCAACAUCGAUUAAAGGUUUUCUUAUCGAUACCGCACAUUUUACCGGAAAUUAUGUGCCGAAAAUUUCAAUUCAAGCCGCUUUGCUCACAGCAAAUGCUGAUUCAGUGGCACCGAGUAGAAAACCCGAUGUUAUUGGUCGUGCACCAUCGAAUCGUGAUUUUGAUAAAAUGGCACGAUUAAAAUCCAACGAUUGGAAAACAAUAGUCGAGAUGACUGAAUUGAAGCCGGGCUAUGACGAAACGCGCUACACAUACAUUUCAAAUACAGAAUACACCGAUAAAUAUACACAUUUACGUUUGAAUCUUUAUCCGGAUGGUGGGAUUGCACGUUUUCGGGUUUAUGGCGAUAUUGAUUUGGACAUUUCUCCGGAUAUGAGCAAUACAAUUUUGGACAUGUUUGCCAUGCAAAAUGGCGGUCGAUGUUUAAAUUAUUCGAAUGCUCAUUAUGGUCAUCCAAAAAAUUUAAACAAACCGAGCCGCGCACUUAACAUGGGCGAUGGUUGGGAAACAGCUCGUCGAUUGGAUCGUCCGGCAAUAAUUGAAAUGACCGAAAAGGAUGUGCUCAACGUUCCUGGCUGUGAAUGGGCAAUUUUCCGUUUGGGAACAAUGUCAACAAUUGUUUCAAUUGAUAUUGAUACGAAUCAUUUCAAAGGGAAUGCACCGGAACAUGUGACUAUCGAAGGUACUACACGUGGUGGUGAUUUUUCUACCACAUUUACUGACAGUGAUUGGACGGUUAUUCUGGAUAAAGUAAAGAUUCAACCGCAUAAAUUGCAUUGCAUCAAAAAAGAAUUAAAAAAUGUGGGCCCAUUUAAUUGUGUUCGAAUUACAAUGGCACCCGAUGGUGGAAUUUCACGUGUUCGAAUUUUCGGCCAGGCAUUCAUCGACAAGCAAAAUGGUGAUGCAAACAAACCAGCAGAUGAUGUACCCGUAGAAAAUGUACCGGUUGAAAAUGUGGCAAUAAAUGCUGGAAAUUCCAUUGAAAUUCCGGAAAAAAAUACAACUGAGAACGUUGAAAGUGUUGAAACAGUCACAUCUGAUACAAAUCAGCAACAUGAAAACUCAACUUCAGAUUAAUUGCAUUUUAUUAAGCUUCUUAUAUACAUACAAUUGUUUUAUAUUCAGACACUUUUGAUCGUAAAAUAUCCAAUUAUAAUCGCGUACAACAAUGUCAUUGUCACUUCUAAAUGAUACACACAAUUUAGCAAUUUUUUAAUGGCUUAAGCAUCUGAAACAGCUGCAAUAAACUACAAUUGAAUUA
Messenger RNA from Contarinia nasturtii (swede midge), 1871 nucleotides. Its product is annotated as allantoicase-like. The coding region runs from base 371 to 1687 and encodes 438 amino acids. NCBI's taxonomy places the organism in Eukaryota, Metazoa, Arthropoda, Insecta, Diptera, Cecidomyiidae. The transcript is spliced from 5 exons. Gene Ontology annotation, biological process: allantoin catabolic process. Gene Ontology annotation, molecular function: allantoicase activity. The record is from RefSeq and is a predicted model, not a curated record.